AUAGCUUGCACCGACAGCUAGAUAGCCAAGAGGCCGCGUAGACGAAGGACAUUACUAUAACGAGUAUUAUUUUGCAGCCAUCGACAUCUCUCGCUUGACAGGCAGGCCACUACGGCAAGGAUUCGAGGCAUAAGCAGAAGAAUCAGAAAAAGAUGAUCAAAAAACAUAACCAUGACGAGCCAGCGUGCCGCAGUGACCCCUCCAUGUUCUCGUUCUCCACAGUCCCACCCGCAACCCGAAGUCGCGGUCUUCCGACCGAUCGAUUCGAGCUCCCUCCCUUUCCGCGUCAUAGGCCGGGGGCGUUGUCUGGGUCAGGAACCCACACUCCAACCACGGGUAGUCGGUUGUCCAGUCAACAGUUUCUCACGCACACAACCCCUCUUCUCUCCCUCCCUCACUGCAAACUGCGCCUCGAUAGUGGACCCCGCCAAGUUCCAACACCACAUACCAAGCCCAACACCCUCUUUGCGAAACAAACCAAGCCGCCCGCACACCCGUCUGCAGCGCCGUCUCCACUUUGUUCUGCCCCCUCCCCGAUUCCUUCGAAUUCUCCGCUUGGCCCCAGGCAUAAACGCCUAAUUUAGAACCUCGUUGCGAACGCGCACACAAUGACUCGCCUCGCCUCGACUCGCCUUGACCCGCGCUCACUCUCACUCUCACUCUCACCCCGCC
Molecule: messenger RNA, 672 nt
Organism: Aplosporella prunicola CBS 121167
Lineage: Eukaryota; Fungi; Ascomycota; Dothideomycetes; Botryosphaeriales; Aplosporellaceae
Exons: 1
Coding region: 153-584 (143 amino acids)
Source: RefSeq, a predicted model, not a curated record